AUGGCCGUAGGCUGUGUCGCGUGUGAAUUUUUUUCUUUCUUGGAUAGUUAAUUAACGCGUAUCGCUGCAGCUAUUUUCGUUUUGCACGUGUUAAGUCCUUAUUACGAAACGAGGGGGGCCAAAGAUAAAUGCAAGCCUCUCUUUGAGAACGCGAAAUUAAAUCACACCCAUUAAUAAAUUGUAUUCAUUUGUAUUCGCUCGCGCGCAUUACGGCUUCAAACAACGUGGUCUGACGAAAGCCGUGAAACCACGCGAGAGUGUAAAUAAUUCCGCUUUGAGCAAACUAAAACGGACACAUAACGCAAACAACGUUUGCUUUCAGCGUAAAAACGUGGUUGACUUUUCUGGUGAGGCAGAAAGGCUACAACUCUCCCCCAUGAAACAAACUCAAAACGACGAAGACGCGAAUGGUGGAAUGGCGUCUACGACACAGUCCUAUCCGCGACUGCCGAGGAAAAAAACGCUUGAACAACAAGCCGUGGUCGACGAGAUUCUACAAGUCGUAGCUGAUCAAGGACGACGAAUCUCGCUUUCACAAACGGACUACAGCGUUCAAAAGCGAAUAGAGUUCGGUUUAAGGCGCCAAAAAAGACUAACAAGCGAAGGAUCGAGUUUUGAUGACUCAAGUUCGUGUGCCAGUGGGUCUGAUCUUUCCACUUCGCCUCCGCCUUCACGGCAUAGCAGUAUUUCAAGUUUUUCAGACGAAGGCAAAAUGUUUGAAUUCAGUAGCCGGCCACGGACCCUGCCGCCGCUCAACCGGAGCAGAACCCAUCGGCCCUUCAGACCGACGCCUCCGAAAAUCGACUUUGACGAGGAGAGAGAAACGAACUGUGCAAGCAGGUUAUCAAGACCAAUGUCUGCACGCGGGCAACGAUCACGCCCUCAAAGAGGUUUCACGUUAUGAUUCAGAGAAUUAGAAGUAGUAUAGAGAAAUUGCCAUCAUCAUAUUUUAUUCAUUGAUAGCGCACAAUCUUUUAUGCGCAGAAGAAGUAUUUUCGAACUUUUACGUAGAAAUUAGCUUUGAAAAAUGUUGCGCUCAGUUAGUGUCGCAAGGAAAGCCAACAUCGGUGAACGUAAAGGUGGCGAACUUGGAAAUUCAUCAGUUGACAAUAUUACGUCUAUACGCCAGAUGGGGUGGCAAAACAAGGUUUAUCAGCUAAGCUACUGUUAAUACACAGCAAGAGGGAUAAUCGGAGAGGAAAAGAAAACGUUUGUAAACUCUGUUUAGAUCCCGAGAACACUGCUGGUUAGUGUUGCGGCUCAGUAUAAGUACUAUAUCUAAAAUCAAGCAAAUAUCUUUUAAAAAUACAUACAACACGGCCUCAAGUCAUGAUCAGACAGUCGAAGAAUUUUUAAAAUUCUCCGACAUUUCUAGAAAAAGUCAGUCUAUUAAAUAAAUGCCACAGAAAAAUAGCGGGAUCAGGAAAAGAGAUUUUACACUAAAACUGAACAAGACAACAUUUUUGUCAUUGAAAACCAUCACCCACCUGUAAUGGUUUUUACUCUCGACGCAAUGAAAAUGCAAUUGUCGGUCAAAUAAUAGAGAGUUUCAAAUGAAUUUAUUGCAAAACAUAUCGAUCGAUCUCAUUUGAAAGAAAAUGAUAUAUGUAGAAUCAUAUUAUAUAAAUAGAAGUAGAUAGCAAAUAUUCCUUUUUGCAGGCUAACUAAGAGCUAUAUUUAUCCAAAAAAUACGAGACCAAAAUGUUAAUUUCUUCUGAUAUUCUCGGAAUAAUAUUUCGCCAGUAAUUACCUCUUGUAAAUAGUCCGCAAAGGUUAAAAUAGAGAGAAAGGUUGGCUAAGGGGCAAAGCAAAUUAUAUAAAAGGCUGUAAAAAUAAAGUAAAAUACUUGGUGCCAGUAAAUUAUUAUAAGAAUAAAACUUGAUCUAAA
This is a messenger RNA of Orbicella faveolata, 1888 nucleotides long. RefSeq lists its product as uncharacterized. The record is from RefSeq and is a predicted model, not a curated record. NCBI's taxonomy places the organism in Eukaryota, Metazoa, Cnidaria, Anthozoa, Scleractinia, Merulinidae.